AUGGAACCAGAGUUUGAGAGAGGGUCGUUGCGUUCGAGUGAAGAAGAAGCUGAACUGGCAAGGAGUGUCAAAAAAUUCAAAGAUAAUUCUAGUAACAGUUCCUUUAUCCCACCCCGCAAACAGGCCUUCCGUUUCGAUGCAGUUGUAGAUGUUGAUGGUGAAUCUGAUACUAAGUUAGAGGAACUCGUUGAUGGCAUGGUGGAUGUCCAUCUUUCCAAAGAGACCAAAGCCCGCAUCAGGGCACCUUGGACCAAAGCUUUGAUCGUGAAAGUUUUUGGUAGAACUGUGGGUUACAGCUACCUUACUUUCAAAAUCAAUGCCUUGUGGAAACCAGUUGCCAGAAUGGAUUGUAUUGAUCUUGGAAGGGAUUUCUUCCUCAUAAAGUUCCAUGAUGAGUCUGAUUAUGAUAAAGUGUUAAGAGGGGGUCCAUGGUUUGUUGGGGAUCAUUUCCUUGCGAUCAAACCAUGGGAACCGUAUUUUCAAGCAUCUGAAGCUUCGUUCUCUUCUGUUGCUGUAUGGAUUCGGUUUCCAGAACUACCAAUAGAAUUUUACGAUGCAUCGGUGCUGUGUGAAAUAGGGUCUGCCAUUGGGCCAGUCCUUAGGAUUCACUCUUAUACUGCUUUCGGUUCGAGAGGCAGUUAUGCUGCUCGCCUAUGUAUACAAAUUGACCUCUCCAAACCCCUGAUCACUGCGGUGAGGUUGGGUAGAUUGCGCCAAAAGGUUAUGUAUGAGGGCAUCUCGUCCUUGUGUUUCUGUUGUGGUAGACUUGGCCACAAACAGGAAAAUUGUAGCUAUAACGUCAAACCUGUAGAGAAAGCUAAAGUUGAUGAUCAAAGCUCUCAAACAUCAGGUGGUCUGCAUCUGAAGUUCAACAAAAGGACAAUACCUUUGGAGAAUGGAUGA
This is a messenger RNA of Quercus robur (English oak), 903 nucleotides long. RefSeq lists its product as uncharacterized. NCBI's taxonomy places the organism in Eukaryota, Viridiplantae, Streptophyta, Magnoliopsida, Fagales, Fagaceae. The record is from RefSeq and is a predicted model, not a curated record. Gene Ontology annotation, molecular function: nucleic acid binding; zinc ion binding. The transcript is spliced from 2 exons. Bases 1 to 903 code for a protein of 300 amino acids.